UGCAUGUCGUGGUUAAUAUGUAACACUCCGAGCACACUUGCACUUUGUUUCCCCAAAUAAUAGAUGGGGCUUUCAGAUGCAAUCUUUCCCAGGCUGAGUGGCUGUUCACCAAAACCAUACCAGACGCGAAAUUAUGGUGUCAGACAAACUGAAGAUGGGGUUUAUUUUUAUUCCAACCCUCAUGUGCUUCCUCAUUCCUGUCCAUCAUGCACAACUUCCAAAUGCAACAAUUUCAGAGCUUUCAUUCAAAAACAUGGACUUUGCCAUGAACCUUUACAGAAAAAUAUCCAGUUACCAUGACAAGAACAUCUUCUUCUCACCUCUGAGCAUCUCUACCAGCUUUGCUGCUCUCUUGAUGGCUUCUGACGGUGUCACCCAUGAGGAAUUACUCAGGGGUCUCAACCUGGAGCAGUUGGAGAGGGCUAACCAGCCAGAGCUUAUCCCCGAACUUUUCCAGCUCCUUCACGAGAACAUCACACAGAACGGAUCACUGAAACUGGACCAGGGCAUGGCCAUCUUCAUGCACCGGCGGUUUGAGGUGGAAAAGACAUUUGAAGACCAGAUCAAGAAGUUUUUUGAUGCCGACAUAAGCACUAUAGACUUUACGGACACAAAAGGAAGUAUCAAGUUCAUCAACGAGUUCAUCAAGCAUAAGACUGAGGACAAAGUGACUGAGAUAAUUUCCCGCCUGGAUGCACUGACCCAGCUCAUGUUAAUCAACACAAUUUUCUUUCAGGGAGCCUGGAAAAUGCCUUUUAACUCUAAUUUCACUCAGAGUGCUCCCUUCUUCAUUGACAACUACAAUGUUGUGCAAGUGCCGAUGAUGUUUAAAGAGGAUAAGUUCUACACAACUGAAGACGUCCCUCUGGGAGCCAGAGUGCUGAAGCUGCCAUACCAGGAAGGUGUUUCCAUGCUCAUCAUGCUACCCAACAAAGGCAUAGACUACACUGUAGUUGAUGAUGAGAUCACUGCUGAUAGGUUCCUCAGCUGGGUCAGAAAUCUGCAAAAAACCAAACUGGAAGUCAACAUGCCCAAAUUCAAGAUGGAGCAGUCGUAUUCCCUGCACACCCUUCUACCACACAUGGGCAUGGCCAGUGUCUUCAGUACUUCAGCCAAUUUAACAAGGCUGAGUAAGGACAAAGGCAUCAAAGUGUCAGAGGUGCUGCACAAGGCUGUGAUUGAGGUGGAUGAGACCGGGACCACUGCAGCGGCUGCCACAACUAUUGGCAUUACUCCAUAUUCCUUACCCAGGACAUUCAUCAUCAACAGACCCUUUUUCUUCUUCAUAUAUCACGAAGGCACAAACUCCCUGCUGUUCAUGGGCAGAGUGAUUGAUCCCACCAAAAACUAAUGGUUCUUUGGGCUUUUAAAAAAGGCUUGAUGAUUGAACUGCUUGUUUGGGCCUGUUCUGUAAAAGCCAAACUUAUAUGUCAUGAAUAUUAAUAAAGACUUUGCAUUGACA
This is a messenger RNA of Scophthalmus maximus (turbot), 1462 nucleotides long. RefSeq names its product serpin peptidase inhibitor, clade A (alpha-1 antiproteinase, antitrypsin), member 10b (gene serpina10b). NCBI's taxonomy places the organism in Eukaryota, Metazoa, Chordata, Actinopteri, Pleuronectiformes, Scophthalmidae. Gene Ontology annotation, biological process: blood coagulation; negative regulation of endopeptidase activity. Gene Ontology annotation, molecular function: serine-type endopeptidase inhibitor activity. The coding region runs from base 134 to 1351 and encodes 405 amino acids. The record is from RefSeq and is a predicted model, not a curated record. The transcript is spliced from 5 exons.